CACAUUCCCUAAUGUAAGGUUUCCGAGACUACUCUGUAAUUUAUGUCAUUUUAGAAUCUCUCUCUCUCUCUCUCUGCCUCUAAAAUGGUUAUCUCCCUUCAUACAACUGGUUCUAACUCAUGUCUACACUCUGGGAGUGGAAUUCCUCAGCAUUCCCUCAGCUGUGCAACCAAGACUUUUGUGGGUUUGAAGCUUCAAUCUCCCAGUUUUUUUGGCAGUACGAAACCUAACUUGAACGUUGAAUUCCAUAAUAAAGUUCAUAAGAGCAUUCAAUCCAGGACUUGUGACAGUAAACCAACACGAGCACGUGUUACAAUGAUGCCCAUAGGGACACCAAGAGUGCCCUAUAGAACUCCUGGUGAGGGAACUUGGCAGUGGGUUGAUUUGUGGAAUGCCCUUUACCGGGAACGAGUUAUCUUCAUUGGGCAACAUAUAGAUGAAGAGUUUAGCAACCAGAUACUGGCAACAAUGUUAUACCUUGACAGUAUUGAUUCUUCCAAAAGGAUGUAUAUGUACAUCAAUGGUCCUGGUGGUGAUCUAACUCCAAGCAUGGCUGUCUAUGACACAAUGCAGAGCUUGAAAAGCCCUGUUGGAACCCAUUGUGUGGGCUAUGCCUAUAAUUUGGCAGGCUUUCUUGUUGCAGCUGGAGAAAAGGGUAAUCGCUUUGCAAUGCCUCUUUCAAGAAUUGCACUACAAUCUCCUGCUGGAGCUGCUCGUGGUCAGGCUGAUGACAUUCGUAAUGAAGCAAAUGAGCUUCUCAGAAUCAGAGAUUACCUUUUUAAAGAGUUAGCUAACAAGACAGGCCAGCCUGUUGAGAAGAUCAACAAGGACUUAAGCCGGAUGAAGCGCUUCAACGCUCAAGAGGCUCUUGAAUAUGGAAUCAUUGAUCGUGUAGUUCGGCCUCCCCGUAUUAAGGCUGAUGCACCAAGAAAAGAUGCAGGAACAGGUCUUGGUUAGUGUACUUGUUCCUUGUGCACCGUAUUGGUUGAUGGAUUUUAUACAAUUUGGAAUGUUUUUAAGUUUUAUGUAGGCACUUAUAUAAUAAGCUAAUCAGUCUGUAAUUGAUGUACACAAGUGUAUUAUGGUGAGCAAUAUCACUCUGAGAUCAAUGAUUUCCCAUUGAUGGCUCUUAAAAGCUUUCUUUUGUCAAAGAAAUAUUAAUAUAACAAUUAUGGAACUGAUUAUUUACUGUUAUGGUCUCA
Camellia sinensis is the source of this 1202-nucleotide messenger RNA. Its product is annotated as ATP-dependent Clp protease proteolytic subunit-related protein 2, chloroplastic. NCBI's taxonomy places the organism in Eukaryota, Viridiplantae, Streptophyta, Magnoliopsida, Ericales, Theaceae. The record is from RefSeq and is a predicted model, not a curated record. Gene Ontology annotation, biological process: protein quality control for misfolded or incompletely synthesized proteins. Gene Ontology annotation, molecular function: serine-type endopeptidase activity; ATPase binding; ATP-dependent peptidase activity. Gene Ontology annotation, cellular component: endopeptidase Clp complex.